Aspergillus heteromorphus CBS 117.55 is the source of this 1814-nucleotide messenger RNA. RefSeq names its product amidase family protein. Bases 8 to 1759 code for a protein of 583 amino acids. The record is from RefSeq and is a predicted model, not a curated record. NCBI's taxonomy places the organism in Eukaryota, Fungi, Ascomycota, Eurotiomycetes, Eurotiales, Aspergillaceae. The transcript is spliced from 3 exons.
AUCCAGGAUGCCUUCCGUUGGGUCCUGGCUUCUCAGCACGGCGUUGGCGUCUCUGGCCAGCGCCACCGGCCUCAAUGACAGCCUGGUCGCGCAGCAGAUCGACACCCGUCCGUUCCCCUACGAUUUCCCAAAGCUGGGGGUCAAUGGGUCGGACCUCUUCCCCAUGCGCCGCUGCCAGGGCUUCCAGCUCGAGGAGGCCAGCAUCGACGCGAUCCAGGCCGAAUUAGGCUCCGGUCGUCUGACCGGCGUGCAGCUGCUCCAGUGUUAUCUGGAGCGCAUCUACCAGGUGCAGCCGUACACCAAUGCGGUCCUGCAGUUCAACCCCGACGCACUGGCCAUCGCGGAGGGCUUGGACGCGGAGCGCCAGGAGGGUUUCGUGCGGGGCCCGCUGCACGGCAUUCCCUUCCUGGUGAAGGACAACAUCGCCAGCAAGGACAAGAUGGAGACGACGGCGGGCAGCUGGGCGCUGGUGGGCUCGGUGGUGCCGCGGGACUCGCACGUGGUGCACCGUCUGCGCGAGGCCGGGGCGGUGCUGCUGGGCAAGGCGACGCUCAGCGAGUGGGCGGAUAUGCGCUCCAACGACUACUCGGAGGGCUACUCGGGUCGCGGUGGCCAGUGUCGCAACCCGUACAACUUCACCGUCAACCCCGGGGGCAGCAGCUCCGGGUCCGGCGUGGCGGUCACCAGCAACCAGGUCCCGUUCGCCCUGGGCACCGAGACCGACGGGAGUGUGAUCAACCCGGCGGAGCGGUGCAACGUCGUGGGCAUCAAGCCCACCGUGGGCCUGACCUCCCGGGCGGGCGUCAUCCCCGAGUCGCUGCACCAGGACACGGUCGGCACGUUCGGCAAGACGGUCCGGGAUGCCACGUAUGCCCUGGAUGCCAUCUACGGCGUGGACCCGCGCGACAACGAGACCGCCGCGCAGCUGGGCAAGACGCCCGCGGGCGGCUACGCGCAGUUCCUGACGGACAAGUCGGCCCUCCAGGGGGCGGUCUUCGGGCUGCCGUGGCUGUCGUUCUGGCAGUACAACGACGCCGCGCAGAACGCGCAGCUGAUGGAGCUCCUCGCCCUCAUCGAGUCGGCGGGGGCGACGAUCAUCAACGGCACGGAGCUGCCGUACUACAAGGAGAUCGUCGACCCGGCGGGCUGGAACUGGGACUACGGCACCGAGCGCGGGUAUCCCAACGAGUCGGAGUACACGUACGUCAAGGUGGACUUCUACAACAACAUCCGGGAUUACCUGGCGGAGCUGGGCAACACGAACAUGCGGUCGCUGGAGGACAUCGUGCAGUACAACAUCGACAACGCGGGCAGCGAGGGCGGCAUCCCCGGGGUGAACCCGGCGUUCGCGUCGGGCCAGGACGGGUUCCUGGCGUCGCUGGCCACCCAGGGCAUCAUGAACGAGACGUACUGGCAGGCGCUGGAGUACUGCCGGCGCACCAGCCGGGAGGAGGGCAUCGACGCGGCGCUGCACUACCAGGGCCGCAACCUGACGGCGCUGCUGGCGCCGCCGGACUUUGCGCCGUCCUACGAGAUCGCGGCGCAGGCGGGCUACCCGGUGGUGACGCUGCCGGCGGGGAUCAACCAGGGGUCGAAGAUGCCGUACGGGCUGGCGCUGAUGGGCACGGCGUUCUCGGAGGCGACCCUGAUCCGGUACGCCAGCGCGAUCGAGGACCUGCAGGUCUCGUCGCACACGCGGUGGCAGCGCAGUCUGGCGACGUGGAGUGGGUAUCUAGACCGGAACAUUCCUGUCAAUUAAGGCUGUGAUCUGCCUCGGUCCUGCACACAUGCCCUGUCACUGUAUUGUAGCUGCC